ACAAAAGGGCAAGCAGAGAAACUGACAGAGGAACCCGCUGGAAUACUAUCGAACUUUCUGACUACAAAGGAGGAGAUGAUGAUGUAGUGAACUUUUUUGAACAUCAGGAUGCUAAUGGGUUCUACAGAGGGGAUUCUGUGGAGCACUGUACUGUACAGCUGACCUUACUUUUAUUUGUCUUAGUCACUUUCAGCCAGCAUGAGUCUGCCAGUGCUUUGCAACGGCAACCGCUCACACAAGGACCACACUGUCCCUCCUAAAAGGGUCCGCUUUCAGGAUCUCGAUGAGUGUGAUGAAUUGAUCAGUAACCCAGAAGACAUGAACACCCUGAACAGGAACGUUCCUGAUUAUGGCCGCCAGACACAUCAGGUGCUACAGGGUACUCCACUGGACCUGAUUGAGACAGGCAAAACCCUCAAAGUCCAAGCGGAACGUCCUCAUCUGGUCAGUUUAGGAAGUGGACGUCUGAGCACAGCCAUCACACUGUUACCCAUACCAGAAGGAAAAACGACACUUGGCAAUGGAAAAACAGACAUCAAUAUCCAGGGUCCAGGAGUGGCGGCAUUGCACUGUUAUAUUGAAAACCAGGCAGGAACCAUUACCCUCUUUCCCUGUGGCAAUCCAUGCUCCAUGGAUGGUCUGGCAGUCACAAAGCCUGUACGACUGUCUCAAGGGUGCAUGCUGUGUUUUGGCCAGACUGCAUUUUUCCGCUUCAACCACCCAGAGGAGGCUCUCAGAAUGAAAAGCAUGAUGCCAGGGGGAAAUGGUGGGCUCAGCAGCAUUUACAGAGGACAUUCAGAGCCACAUGGUGUUCUCAAUGGAAACCACCAGCCUGUGCCUCAUGAAAGGGUUCGUCCAGGCCAUGGCCCUCUGGCCCGCUCUAUAGAGAAGGACCUUCAGGACAUCAUGGAUUCUUUAACUCUGACUGACUCUCAGGCAUCCUCAACUGAGGCUGGAAAACACCCUGAGCACCCCAUUCCACACUCACCUCUUUCCCCCAUGUUCAAUGGUGGUAGCCGCUACGUCCUCUCCUCUCCAGCCAGCCCUGAAACCAUGUCUGUGGGAUCCAGCUAUGAAAAUACCACUCCUUCUUUCUCUCCUAUUUCAUCUCCUUCAAUUGCCAGCAGUCCUGGCACUCGUGUGGACCUUGCAAACUCUUCUUCACACUCAACUUUCCGCCAUCACACAGUCCAGCCCCCAGUUCCUCAGCCACGGCAAUCAGCAGCACGUAUUGGCACUAGCAGCGGGGGACGAAAGGUACAGGAAAGUCCUAGGCUUCCCAGAAAAUCCUUGACAGAUACUCCACCAAGUCACCAAGGCCAAAACCAGGAUGUUCAGGUCAGAGGAGGUCCAGAAGGCUCACAUUCGGUUUUUGGUUUCACUGGAGAUGCCGCCAGGAUCAGGAAUUUCAGUUCUUCUUCCUCCUCAAGUCCUAGAUCAAGUACAGGCUCAACUUUCCAGGAGAGUCCCACAGUUGAUGUUGGAGUUCAGUCUAUCCAGGCCAAUUCACGCUCACUUGUUCCACCAGAGCGUCCCCAGUCCACCCGUCUAGCAAUCGAACCAACUAACAGCACUCCAGUCCGAGAACGUCCCCCUCCCAGUCCCUCGACUCCACGUUAUGUGCUGCAAGGAGUCCCGGUCCUACCCGGAGCCCUACCUGGGGUAUCCCCAACAAUUCGGAGCCAGACAAAAAAGGGUGUACCAGAGAGCCCUCGACAGCAUAGACAAGUCAUAGUAGGAGGAGACGCUCCUGGAAUAAGGGGGCUACGGGCCAGAAGCCCUUCUCCUGUGUCUGCUGUACCAAAUGACCAAACUACUUGCAGUGGGAGGCAAAAAGUGGGUGCCGGAGUUAAUCAAAUCCCAGGUUUGAGUACCCAGGUUGGGAUUUCUCCGCUCAACAGUCCCCGUAGUCAGAGGAAGAACCCCACAGAAACAUGGACCAUUCAACCCAGGGCACGGGAACGUAAGAACAGCAUUUCAGAAAUCAAUGACGAUGAGGACGAACUGCUGGAGUACCAUCGCUGGCAGCGGGAUGAGAGAAUAAAAGAACAAGAAAUGGAGAGACUGGAAAGACAGAGGCUAGAGACCAUUCUGAGCUUGUGUGCCGAGUAUAAUAAAGGGGACCCUGUGGUAGACAUGGAGACAGGGAGGGCAGGCCAGUUCCCUGGGACAGAGGGCCAGCGACCUGGCCCCGACCUGGUGGGUGUGGCAGUCCAGCACUCACAUGCUCACACACAUCGACUGGGUGAGUGUGAUGACGAGAACCAGAAAGAGGAGUGUAGCAGCACUGAGAGUCAGCACCAGGAGCAUGAGGACACUGCCGGAAUGGGGCAGCAGGAGCUGGGUUAUCUAGUGGAGGAGCGGGUCAGGAUUCUGGCUCGAGUAGAGGAGCUAAAAGCUCGGGUCACUGAGCUGGAGCAGCAGCUACAGGAUUCCAGACAAGAGGUUGAAAUGGAACGGGCAUUGCUGCAAGGGGAGAGGAGAGCUGAGUUAGAUCAAGUGGAGGCAGAGUUAGAGAUUAUCAAUCAGAUUCAGCUCAAACUGAGUGAAGUGGAGAAAAAUAUUCAGAGGGAGAAAGAAAAGGGGAGGGCUAAUGUAUCAGCCGAGCGUGACGUCCUGGCCAGGUUGAGGGACGGGUACAGUGAGCUGAAGAGCCAGGUUCACAAAUGCCCCGAGUCUCUGAGGGAGCACUUACAGGAACAGCUUGCUAGGAAGGCUGAGGCUCUGGAGUCUGGCUCAAAGCGCUUUGAGGACCUGGAGUUCCGCCAGCUGGAACGUGAGAGCAGUCUGGAGGAGGAGAAGGAGACAGUCACCCGGCAGCUGCUCCAGGAGAAGGCGGAGUACCAACGCAGCGUGGCCAAGAGGAAGGAGAAAAUGGCUGCCCUUGAGAUUCACGCCAAUCAGCUUGGCAUGCAGGCAGCUAAGGAUUCUGAGCGGAUGGCUAAAGACCGAACCAUUGCCCUGCAAAUGCUGCAUAAGGAGAAGGAGAGACUGACAACAAUGGAAAAGAGAUACCAAUGUUUGACUGGAGGGAAGACUUUCCCCAGUUCCUCUAACACCAUGCAGGAGGACAUUCUGCAUAUCAGCGAAUCUGACCUAUCCAAUGAAGUCCUUAUCCAGCAUCCACCUCUACCUGCUCCCUGCAUCCAAAGCUCCACCUCUCAUUCUUGCCCCAUCAGGCCUCAUGAGGAGUACCUGAGACUUUCAGAUGUAUUUAAGAUGUAUGGUAGUGGUUGUGUCCCACCACAAGCCACCUCUUUUGCCCCUACCACUUCCUGCAUUUCUCUUGCUGUUACACCAGAUACCCCUCGCGAGGAUUAUGUGACAGUUAGUCAGUUGAACCAGCUCUUCGGGAUGCACAAGGUUGAUCACUCCACAACGGCUACUGUCCAAUCAUUCCAAGCUAUUGUAUCUGACCCUGUCCUCUCUAACCACAUGUCACAGUGUGACCCUGCCCAGUCUCUUUCAGCUGAGGCUGAGAGGAACAAGCCUCUGUUGCCCAGGCUGGAUUUAGAGCGCUGGUACCAAGACAUCAUGGCAGUUGGGGAUACUAGCCAUGCUUGUCCUCCCCCUCUUCCAGCUAAGUCUUUCUCCACACGCAGAACCAUGCAGAUGUACAGAUGUAAGCAGGACGGAGCAAAUGGUACGUCCACACAACCCAACGCUGGAAUUGCAGGCAGAAACACUCCAACCAAGAGCCUUCCAGACCUGUCAGCCCCUCAUCUGGAUACAGAGUCCAAGAACCUGGCUCUUGAGGGCAAAGGGCUCCAAACAUGCGAUGACUCCAGAUUUUUCACCACUGAGCUUAAAGCGAGGCUUGAAACGGACCCACAAUGCCACUGGGGGGUGCCGCAGGGCUCUCACUCUCAGUUAAAUGGCCCAUUCACUGCUCCAGCAGCCCCAAUGGUGCACCAUUCCAUCCUGCACCAUCAAGCACCCCCUGCAGGUGGCCAAGCAUAUGACACACUCAGUCUGGAGAGCUCUGACAGCAUGGAGACCAGCAUAUCCACUGGAAACAACUCCACCUGUUCACCUGAAAGUGGUAGCGGCCUGGCUGGGAUGAGGCUGGAGGAAAUGGAGAAGAUGCUGAAGGAGGCUCAACAGGAAAAAGCCAGACUGGUGGAGAGUCGUGAGAGAGAGGCGCAGGCACGAAGGCAGCUGCUGGAGGAGGAAAGGAAGAGGCGAGAGGAGGUGGAGAGGAGGCUGCAGGAAGAGACGGCACAUCGGCAGAGAUUAGUAGAGGAAGAGGUCAAGAUGAGAGAAAAGCAAAGCUCACAGGCUCGUCCAAUGACCCGUUACCUACCCAUCCGAAAGGAGGAGUUCGACCUGCGCUCUCACGUGGAGUCAGCUGGUCACUGCAUAGACACCUGUCCUUAUGUCAUCGUUGCUGAGAAAAUGUGCAAAGGCCACUUGGUGAAGAUGGGUGGCAAAAUCAAAUCAUGGAAGAAGCGCUGGUUCGUCUUUGACCGGUUAAAGAGGACUUUCUCUUACUAUGUCGACAAGCAUGAGACCAAGUUAAAAGGGGUUAUCUACUUCCAGGCCAUAGAGGAAGUUUAUUACGACCACCUUCGCAGUGCCACUAAGAGUCCGAAUCCCUCCCUAACCUUCUGUGUGAAGACGCACGACCGGCUGUACUUCAUGGUGGCCCCGUCCCCAGAGGCCAUGCGAAUAUGGAUGGAUGUCAUAGUAACAGGCGCUGAGGGCUACACACAGUUUAUGACCUGAGGGAAAUCUGAGCGAACACUCAGCUGUGACGGCGUAAGACCGGGCAGGACUUGUCUAACAGGACGUCGGUUCUGCGUGAGGACUGAACUUUCCACUGAUAUUUGAACUUCAGUCAUGCUGCAGCAGCCCACACUGACUGAUGGUUAUCAUCCAGAUCAGAAAUAUUUUGUAUGGAUGCAUAUUACCCAGAAGUGGACGGGGUUCUGUUGUUCUGCGCAGAUAACAAGGUGCUUAAAACAAACCAGUCACCAAGAAAGACUAUUAUACAUCUACAUAUUUUUUUAAAUAUUAUAUUGUUUGUGUAAUAAUAUAUAUUUCAUUACCACUUUGGAACUAUCCAUGGCAACAGUUCCAUGCUAUUACUUUGUUUUGCACACAUUUGGAUUAAUUAAAAAAUGGGAAAACAUAUUGUACUUUUUUAUGCCAAAUAUAUAAAACCAGUUAUGCUUUUUAAGGUCUGUUUAGAGGUUUAAAUGUUGUACUCUGUAUCACUAACAGUGUUAAUAACACUCAAAGUGUAAUAAUUUUUUCCAAAGUAUUUCAUGUACCAGAAAGUUGCAUCAGCUCCUUGUUAUAUAAACCAAUGUGUCAGUUACUGGUAUAACAAAAAAAGAUGCCAUUAAGGGGGAAACAAUGUUAGCUUAAUACAAAUAUUAAUAAGCAUUUGGAUUAUGACAUUCUGUUGGAAGAAAUUGAGUAGCACUCCCAUUUUUGUUCUCUACGACGUAAAAGACAUUUGGACAUGAGUUAUAACUAAUGUGCUAGCUGUUAUCAAUAUUUCUAUGGAGUUUGUCCAAAUUCAAAUUUACAUUAGCUUCUUUAAAAAAUUCAUACUGUUAAAACAAGCAUCAUAUUUCUUGUCGUAUUUCUGUUUUGACACAAUAAUGUCUGGUGGGGACCAUUUUUAUUUGAUGAAGUGUUUGUUAUUAUACCAUGAGACUUGCCAAAGGUUAACUUCAUUAGUCCAGCAUUUUAUUCUGUCAACACAUAAUGCACAGGUACAGUGAUGUGAUCCGUUUGAGUGUAAUGGUUGCGACUGUGUGGCCGUAGGUGCCUUGCAAAAUGUUCUGUCCUUUCAGGGCUGUUAUGCAGUAGUGCUACACUAGUAUUUUAUAAUGUUUUAUUAUUUAUUCAGGUGUCCUGUCUUGCAAGUAUGUCAAAAUAUAAUACAAAUGUGCAUAUAAUAUGCAUACUAAUAUGCUAUUAUAUAAGCUCAGAGCAAUCUCAUUAGCAUUAUAUUUAUACAUGUGCUCACAUAAACAGUGUAUAAACAGAAAUUCCAGUGUAUGUGUAUAUACAGUAUAUAGGCUACAUGUCCCAUUUCCACUCAUUAAUUGUAAUGACAGAGGUGUGUACCAGGCCUAAAUAAAUCGUGUAACAGAG
Molecule: messenger RNA, 6108 nt
Organism: Tachysurus vachellii
Lineage: Eukaryota; Metazoa; Chordata; Actinopteri; Siluriformes; Bagridae
Gene: phldb1a
Product: pleckstrin homology-like domain, family B, member 1a
Exons: 25
Coding region: 199-4725 (1508 amino acids)
Biological process (GO): regulation of microtubule cytoskeleton organization
Cellular component (GO): basal cortex
Molecular function (GO): protein binding
Source: RefSeq, a predicted model, not a curated record